ACCACCAAGAAUUCACUGCAGACUCUGUAAAUCAAUUGGAAUUGGAGAGGCCCGAACCCGAAUAGACUGUGGUAGUUGACGCAAUAACGCGGGAGUCCACGGGUAUUCAAGUAUUCGGAUCCGCGUCCCAAGAAUCCGAAUAGCAAAUGGCCUACGCCUACGGCCUACCCGGAAGCGGGACUCGUUGAAAAUGUCUAAUUUUCAUUUCCCUAAUAAAACAAGAAAAUGGUGUUUCCCGUUUCCUCGCUAUUCCUCUUCUUCACCUCCCUCCUUCACAGACAAGGAUAAAACCAUCUUCCAAACCCUACUUGAGAGUAUUGUAUUAUUCCCGUUUGUUGUAUAUUUGAUUCUUGCUCAUAUAUACGUCUAUCUCGCUAUGUACUUUGUGCAAUUCUUGUAGAGGUUUCAAACCGGAAUAAUAUAAUUCUGAUUAAAUUGAACAUGGGCGAUCGGUUAUACGACGAUCUGGAAAUUGCGCUGUCCUCUUAUUCGAUACCAAUUAUCGAUGAUUACAAUGAAGAGGAAGAGGAAACGGAGGAGGAGUACGAGGGGGAAGAAGUCAACGAUGUGCAAAACGAGGAAAAAUCGGAAGAAUUAGCUUGCCCAUUUUGCCUCGAGGAUUUUGAUGUUCUUGGAUUGUGCUGCCACAUUGAUGCCGACCAUCGCAUGGAGGUUAAGCCCAGGAUUUGUCCUGUUUGUGCUGCAAAGGUGGGCAUAAACAUGGCUUCCCACGUAAUCACACAGCAUGAGAAUAUUUUAAAGGCUCUUUGCAAUAAGAAGUAUCGCAGCACCCGCUCUCGUUCAGCAAUAUUUCUAUUGAGGAAAGAGCUGCAGGAGAAACAUUUACGUUGUAUCAAGGAGUCUCCUUGUGUUGAUUCUUCCUCUGAUGCAGCAGCUGAUUCCAUGCUUUUGUCAUUUGUCAAUAAUCCAGAACCCACUUACAGACCUCAAACCAUUGAAGCCAUUUCUCCAACUGAAAAAAGCUUAUCAGGGCAGAGUUCAGCUGAUGAUUCUUCCAAGAGUACACUACCAUCUCUGUCAAUUGACAGGAAAAAUGAGAAGGCAAGGUGUGAGUUUUUACAGGGAUUGCUGCUAUCCACCAUUCUUGACGACUUAUGAAUGGCUGGGUUGACCCAAAUCUGCACUUUUUCAUGCCCAAUUAUUGACAGAGGAUCAUUGCCAGUAUUGCUCACUGACUUUGGUGAUAAAUGUAACCAAAUGUCUUGCACAUGCAAGUGAACUUCAUCAGUUGGAGAGAGUGGACUCUCAUAUUGCCUUGGUCUAUUUGUGAGCUGUUAGUAUAUAGUUAUAAUAUGAACAGCUAAAUGUACUGAAGCUUAGGACCCUCGUCAGUUCUACGAUGUGUUCGUAUAGUUUUUCUUAUCAAGAUAGUUGCAUUUGUAAUUUCAGUUUUGUGAUUGAUUGCUCCAACUCCAGAAACCAGAUGGGUACUAGGGAAAGUUAUUGAUAAA
Molecule: messenger RNA, 1472 nt
Organism: Sesamum indicum (sesame)
Lineage: Eukaryota; Viridiplantae; Streptophyta; Magnoliopsida; Lamiales; Pedaliaceae
Product: protein DEHYDRATION-INDUCED 19 homolog 7
Source: RefSeq, a predicted model, not a curated record